CCCAAUUAACUAGUUCCAUAACAAUAGGACUGAGAAGUCUUAAAUACUGUUCAUAGUGAUCAGUGACCACAAACACAACAAUGGAAAUCAGUUAUGUGAUGAGGUGAAUUCUUGAGUGCCAUUUCUACCGAAUACUUUCUGUGUUCUUGGUGAUAAAUGUGACCAGAAUGUAUUCCUUGUACCGCGCCUGGCUAAUGAGAGAUGCUGUGGCCGCUGCUACCCUAGCCUCGCCACCUGAUGUCAUCAUCAACGUCGGCGGUAACAGUGGUACGUCACCGCCGAGGCCUGCUUCUACUCAUCAGUUCGCGGCACAUCGCGCCGUCUUAGCGUCUCACAGCGGCUACCUCAAGGCCCUACUUACUGCAGCAGCUUCUGGAACCUCCAACACUGUCACAAUUGCUGUCCCUAACGUCAGCCCUGAAGCUUUCGCCCCGCUCCUCACUUUCAUGUACACUGGAUAUCUAGACAUAACGCACGAGAAUAUCUAUGGUGUUCUCUUAGCAACACACUUACUUCACAUGCCGAGAGCUUUGGAUCUCUGCAGGACCUUUCUUGUUCAAAAUCAACAACCACAAACCCAAUCCUCGCUUUCCAGGCACCUCCCAACUCCCACCGCCCUCCCGACGUUGGUGAAACCUAUUCCUAGUAGGAAAAUGUUACCAGUUCUGUUAGGUCUUGGAAGCUUACAGCCACCACCACCCCCACCAGCCCCUUUCUGGCCACCUCCAACAUAUCAUACACUGCCCACGCCUCAACCACCUCAACUAAUGCUCCCAUCAGCAGACAACUCACCUUUCAGAUAUGUUCUCCCAACAUCAGCUCCUCUAGACAUAGAAAGUAGCCAUCAGAACCAUGAACCAUUGAAGUCACUGCAACCUCCACCACCUGACAUCCCUACCCGUCCCCACACACCACAGAUAACCGGAAACAACACGAGACGACGCCCAAAAUCACCACUUGCCAUCCCAUCAACAUCAACUGGUCACAAAAAUAUAUUUCUUCGUGCGGCAUCUCCAGCAACACCAUCCAGUGUAUCGCCUUGUCUUUCUGGCACUUCAUUCUCUUCAGAGGAUCACAAUGUGGUGGACAUCGCCCCCAGAGAUAAACAUAAAUCAAAAAACCAACUGAGUCAACAUCAACAACAGCUACCUCACAAGAAACAUCAACAACCUUCUAAAGCAUCAUCCUGCAAGAAGCAACAAACCAGCGACACUAGCAUCCAUGGAACUGCAAACAGCAACAACAGCAGCAGCAGUAAAGUUAUCAUUGAUGUGGCAUGCUGUGAUGGUCCUGUGCGUUUUCAUCGAGUCCUCAAUGACAAUUACGGACUUACACUUGAUGAUAUCCUUGCUGAUGGUCCUGCCAAAGAGAAAGCCUCAAGGCAUGAUACAACACACGAACCACCUUUCCAAAAUAACCAGGAAGCGGCAUGUGUUUCACACAUUCACAAACCUGCAACUUCAAGCUCCAAUUUUUCAUAUUCACAACCAGAAGUCAAAGAUGAAGACACAGAAAAUGAGCCCACAAAUCAACAAUCAAUGGCAACUGAAGUCAAUGAUGAACAUAUAAAAGGUGGAACAGAGCAAAACACAUUGACAAAACAGCCAGUAAUGAGUCACAUUUGUGAAAGCAGCGGUGCUCAGGAAGCAGAAACAAGUAACUUAUCUGAGCAUCCAGCCACUGACAGAGGUGACUCCAACAAAGAAGACAGUUCUGCACCAAACCUCAGUGAUGGAAAUACAUCCUCUUCUUCGGCCUCCAUAACAAGUGAGAAAAUCAGUGGCAGCCUAGAGACUGUGUACACUUGCUUCUACUGCAACCAUACAUUCAAAAGCCAUUACUGCUAUCAGAAACAUGCUCGCCGUCACAUCAAUCCAGUAACAAUUGACCUUUCAAGACUAGCUGAGAGACUUGGGAGUAAUAAAAGUGUAGCUGUGUGUAAAAUUCUUGGCUCUGAAAAAGAUAAAGUGAAUGGAAGUGGCAGUGUACGUCGAGAAGUGCGUCUUCUUGAUAUGAAUGUACAGUACUACCCAUGCAAAACCUGUGGCUCCAAAUUCCCAAGUUAUUAUUUUGUUCAUAAACAUCGAAAAAUGUGUCAUGCCAAUGAAGAGACUGAAUCCCUUGUAGGAAGUGAGGAGUCGCAUUCACAAUCACAGACAGCGACAUCAGUGUGAAAUCUGAUAAUGACUAAAUUAACUACUGUAACAUCCAAAACAUCUUAAUUCUGCUGUUCCAAACUACAUUCCCAUUCCAGCAAACUGCUGUGAUGUAAGUGCUACAGAGAACUUAUCCGUCAAUAAUUUUAAUUAAACUUUCACCAUAAACACAGAAUAUUACCUAGGCUACGAGUGACACAACUGCAACUAUUCACCAGAAUUAGUGACAAAAAUAUUAACUUAAAUAUGGUGAUGAUUACAAAUUUUUCAUUUCUAUUUGCUCAACAAUAUUGGUUUUGAGUACUGUAUAUGUAUUACUACAUGCCCAUGCUUUGUAAAACUGGUGAUAUGUGAAGCUGAUAUGGUCAACAUGAUCCCUUUAGCUCAACAAUAAAAACGAACCCGCAAUCAAUUUGUGAUAUAAAGUUACUUAUUACCGUAUAAAAAUCUCAGUUCACUCAGCAUGCUUCUCAAGCACUGAACUGUGAUUAUGUA
This is a messenger RNA of Cryptotermes secundus, 2651 nucleotides long. Its product is annotated as B-cell lymphoma 6 protein. The transcript has a single exon. The coding region runs from base 168 to 2174 and encodes 668 amino acids. Gene Ontology annotation, molecular function: RNA polymerase II cis-regulatory region sequence-specific DNA binding; protein binding; DNA-binding transcription factor activity, RNA polymerase II-specific. The record is from RefSeq and is a predicted model, not a curated record. NCBI's taxonomy places the organism in Eukaryota, Metazoa, Arthropoda, Insecta, Blattodea, Kalotermitidae. Gene Ontology annotation, biological process: regulation of transcription by RNA polymerase II.